Messenger RNA from Crotalus tigris (Tiger rattlesnake), 8417 nucleotides. It is a transcript of the gene DNMT3A, whose product is annotated as DNA methyltransferase 3 alpha. Gene Ontology annotation, molecular function: DNA (cytosine-5-)-methyltransferase activity. Gene Ontology annotation, cellular component: cytoplasm; nucleus. Bases 1629 to 4385 code for a protein of 918 amino acids. The transcript has 24 exons. Gene Ontology annotation, biological process: negative regulation of DNA-templated transcription. The record is from RefSeq and is a predicted model, not a curated record. Lineage: Eukaryota; Metazoa; Chordata; Lepidosauria; Squamata; Viperidae.
ACUUGGCAAACUGCUACAUUUCAGUUCUGCCUUGCAGACUUGGAGGGUGAAAGCCACUUUUCUGUAUUCCUCCAGUGGCUUGCAAUGAUUAUUGUGUGAAGCCCCCAGGGAUGUCAGCCUUUUCAUGGGAGAACAUGCAGAAUUCUCCAGUGUGGUGAACAAUCUGUGCCUUUCACCCUUAACAGGCAUUGCCUGCUUGGUUAUUUUUACUGUGAAGUUCACUCAAAAUAGAUCUCAUCUGAGACCUAUAUGUGCCUCUGUGUGUGUGUGUGGGGGGGGUAUUUUCACAAAUCUUUACAGAGUGCUUCUCAGCCCCAAAUAGGCAGUGGGCAGACAGGCUGUGACCAGAGCACAGCCCUCCUGACCUUUCCACUUGUGACAAGGAAAUUGUUUGCCCUGCUCUGGUUCUGACGUCUUCCCAUCAUCUUCCCAUCGAGAGCAGUCGGCCUUAAGAAAGGAUUCUGGAGGUAUUUUGGGUUGAAGUGGCAAAAGAGAUGAUGUUACCUAGUUGGGUAAUGAAAUGUUUGCAAACAAACAACCAAGCUCAGAAAGCACCAAGAAGUCCAUAAUUCAACCCUGCAUUACAGAUGUUCUCGUCUAUUGGAACUGAAGUUGAGUAGUACAGAGCAAGAAAAUUGACUCAGGGAUCAAAGGAUGUUUGUAGUUAUCAUGUCAGUCCUAGCAAGGCCUUUAAAUUUCCACAUUUAAGGAUGUCAUGGAGAGGGCAUUUAUUCUCUCAGAUAGUUUUUUCUUUACUUCCAAAUAAAAAAAUUGUGCUGAGGACAGAGUACAGUUUGGCAUCAACUCUAACAAAAUCUAAAAAUCUGAUGUAAACAUCUGCUUGUAGCAAAUUUGGUCUGAUAAUUAAGAUUAAUCUUACGGUACAUUGCUUAAAGGGAAAUGAACAUACAGUAUUCCAACUGAAACUUGAUUUGCACGAAUUUUAGGGCAAGUUAACAUCUGGAUAUGAGUUACUAUCUAGUUUCUUAGUCAUUUAAUUUUCAUUUAAAUUUUUUAUCCUGCAAUUCUAAUAUAAUUUCCUGAUCGUAAUAGUACUUUCGUAUGAGAGAAUAACAUACUGAUAAAUGUUUAUCCACAACAUUAUUUAAAAUGGAGACAAGAACAUUACAUCACACAAGUGGACAGAGAACAAAAUUAUGCUGUCUCUGUACUUUAUAUUUGAUGAAGUAUUUGAUCUUGGAUUUAAUUUGAUUUUGGAAUUAGGAGGUUAUAUAAAGUUUGCUCAGUGUAUACAUUGAAAUCCUUAACUGUACUGUUAGUAAGCUUGUUUGCUUCAGAAAUGCCAUGACCCACAUUGUUAUUUGGAGUGCCGGAUGUUCCUUUUUGGAAGCUGCAGUAGGAAAACUCCUUUUUCCUACAUGAAACCAGUUAUAUGAUGGAAAUUAAUGAAGGGAGACAAAGAGAGGCUUAUACAUUCUCAAGCAUCUUCCUAAAAGGUGGCAGGAAAACCAGAGCAGAAUCAUCAACAGAGGGGGGGCAUUGUUUUAUCGCCUUGGGCUGCUUUUCCAUUAUCCCUCUUCAAUUUGGGGUAAAGUUUGGAAUUUUCUGUAAAUUAAACCCCAGAAGCAAAAAUCUGUAGCAGCUGCCUCUGCCCCAGUUUCCCCACAAUGCCAUCUAAUGGGCCAGUUGACACCAGCAGUCCUUCUGCGGACCGGGAGGCAGUCGAUGCUCACAAGGGAGAAGAAGAUCCUGAGGAGAAUCGGAACAAGGAGGAGAAGCCAGAUCCAGGAAUCCCUGUGAGGAAAGUGGGGCGACCUGGUAGAAAACGGAAACAGCCAGUGGUGGAGACCAGUGAAAUCCCCAAAGACACAGCUUCAGCACCCAAGUGCCCCCCACCUACCCACAACACCAGCCCUAUGGAGCAAGUGCCCAAUGGAGAUGCUGAGAUGGGCGCUUCUGAGAAUUGCACUAUCACCGAUCUGAAGGGCAGGCAGCGAAGUGAAAACGAACCCAGUGGCCCGCCAGAAGGAGAGAUGGGACGGGCCCUGGAAAACGGACGCUGCACCCCCAAGGACAGUCCCGAUCCACCUACUAGUGAAGGCAAAGAAGACAAGGAAGAAAACCACUACAACUCACUAAAAAUGGAGGGAUCUCGUGGCCGUCUGCGUGGAGGACUGGGUUGUGAGUCCAUCCUUCGCCCAAGGCCAGUUCAGCGUCUGACCUUUCAAGCUGGAGACCCCUACUACAUCAGCAAGAGGAAGCGGGAUGAGUGGCUGGCCAGGUGGAAGAGGGAGACUGAUAACCCAGCGGCAGCUCAGCUUGACAAGGCUGAAAAGAAAGCUAAGGUAAUUGCUGGAAUGAAUGCUGUGGAAGAAACACCACAGAGCGAGCCCCAGAAGGAGGAGGAAGCUAGCCCACCAGCCUCACAGCAGCCAACUGACCCUGCUUCUCCCAGUGUGGCUACUACCCCAGAGCCUGUGGGGCCUGAUGCUGUAGACAAGAGCAUAUCAAAGUCAGCUGAUGAUGAGCCGGAAUAUGAGGAUGGCCGGGGGUUUGGGAUCGGGGAGCUGGUGUGGGGAAAACUGCGUGGAUUCUCCUGGUGGCCAGGCCGCAUUGUUUCCUGGUGGAUGACUGGUAGGAGCCGGGCUGCUGAAGGUACCCGCUGGGUCAUGUGGUUCGGUGAUGGGAAGUUCUCUGUGGUCUGUGUGGAGAAACUCCUUCCACUCAGCUCCUUUGCUAGCGCCUUUCACCAGCCCACAUAUAACAAGCAGCCCAUGUAUCGAAAGGCCAUCUAUGAAGUACUGCAGGUGGCCAGCAGCAGAUCAGGCAAGAUUUUUCCAUCCUGUCCAGAGAACGAUGAAACAGACACAUCCAAAGUUGUGGAAAUCCAGAACAAACAGAUGAUUGAAUGGGCCUUAGGAGGGUUCCAGCCAUCUGGCCCAAAGGGAUUGGAGCCUCCUGAAGAGGAACGCAACCCCUACAAAGAAGUUUACAUGGACAUGUGGGGGGAACCAGAAGCUGCUGCCUAUGCCCCUCCUCCACCAGCCAAAAAACCAAGGAAAAGCACAGCUGAAAAGCCUAAGGUCAAGGAAAUCAUAGAUGAGCGCACUCGAGAACGUCUUGUUUAUGAGGUUCGACAGAAAUGCAGGAAUAUUGAAGAUAUCUGCAUUUCCUGCGGAAGCCUGAAUGUCACCCUGGAACACCCUCUCUUCAUUGGAGGAAUGUGCCAAAACUGCAAGAACUGCUUUUUGGAAUGCGCCUAUCAGUAUGAUGACGAUGGCUAUCAAUCAUAUUGCACCAUCUGCUGUGGUGGCCGUGAAGUCCUGAUGUGUGGGAACAACAACUGUUGCAGAUGCUUUUGUGUAGAAUGUGUGGACUUAUUGGUGGGUCCUGGGGCUGCUCAGGCAGCUAUCAAGGAGGAUCCCUGGAACUGCUACAUGUGUGGCCAAAAGGGCAUCUAUGGCCUGCUCCGGCGACGAGAAGACUGGCCCUCACGCCUUCAGAUGUUUUUUGCCAACAAUCAUGAUCAAGAGUUUGAUCCACCAAAGGUUUACCCUCCAGUCAAUGCUGAAAAAAGAAAGCCCAUUCGGGUGCUGUCACUUUUUGAUGGCAUUGCCACAGGACUCCUUGUGCUAAAGGAUUUGGGCAUCCAGGUGGAUCGAUACAUAGCAUCUGAGGUGUGUGAAGAUUCUAUCACAGUUGGGAUGGUCCGACAUCAGGGCAAGAUCAUGUAUGUUGGGGACGUCCGCAGUGUCACUCAGAAACAUAUUCAGGAAUGGGGCCCCUUUGACUUAGUGAUUGGAGGGAGCCCCUGCAAUGACCUCUCCAUUGUUAAUCCUGCCAGGAAAGGUCUUUAUGAGGGCACAGGGCGACUCUUCUUUGAAUUCUAUCGUCUCCUUCAUGAGGCCAGACCCAAGGAGGGAGAUGACCGACCUUUCUUCUGGCUGUUUGAAAAUGUGGUGGCCAUGGGCGUCAGUGACAAAAGGGACAUCUCUCGCUUCCUAGAGUCCAAUCCAGUGAUGAUCGAUGCCAAAGAAGUCUCUGCAGCCCACAGAGCCCGGUACUUCUGGGGAAACCUGCCUGGCAUGAACAGGCCUCUGGCUUCAACUGUGAAUGAUAAGUUGGAAUUGCAAGAGUGCCUGGAACAUGGCCGGAUAGCUAAGUUCAGCAAAGUACGAACCAUCACCACACGUUCCAACUCCAUCAAGCAAGGCAAGGACCAGCAUUUCCCUGUCUUUAUGAAUGAGAAGGAAGACAUCCUCUGGUGCACCGAGAUGGAGAGAGUCUUUGGCUUUCCGGUCCACUACACGGAUGUGUCCAACAUGAGCCGCCUGGCAAGGCAGAGACUGCUGGGUCGUUCUUGGAGCGUGCCAGUGAUCCGCCAUCUCUUCGCCCCCUUAAAGGAGUACUUUGCCUGUGUUUAAAGAGACGUAACCACAAAACUGGCAAAGCGGAGGAGGAGUCUCAAACACAACCACCCCCAGGAACAGAAGAGAAGUGGCACCAGAAUGGAGGAAAUGGCUGGUGGGUGAGAGGGUGGGAGAGGACAGCCCGCAUACAUAUGCAGCUCCCAUCACCCAAAUCUUCACCCAUCCUCUCCCUAAUUUGAAAUGCCCCAAUCAAACCAACCAAUCCCACUUUCUGUUGGUAAUCCUUUAAUUUCCUGCUCUUUCUGGAUGGGUUUGCCUCUUAGUUUGGUUUCUGCCGCUCCUCGGCUGAGCCCCCAGCAAUGCGGGCUGUCCACUGACGCACCGCAAAAGAGAAAAUUCCAGCCAAGCCCAAAGCUGAAAUGGGCCUUGGGGCUUUAUUGCCCAAGCUCAGUUUAGGAGCACAAAAUGAGGUGCAACGGGACCUCCUUGCGUCUAUCAGCGCCAUUACUGGGGCGAGCGCAAGCUGGGAAACUACCAGUCCUACCUGGUCCCCCCAAGCCACACACUAGAGUAUUUGGGUGCCUAUCACACAGGAGACCUUGAUACACCCUGCUCCUACAGCCGCUCUUACCUCUUGUUUACAGUUUAUAUAUAUGUGAGAGUUAUGUGAGAGAAAUAUCUAUAUAUAUAUAAAAGGUACUGUUACUACUGUACAACUGACUUUCAAAAUGGUGCUUCUACAACCACAGAGGGUGGGGCUGAAGGCAGCUUCCGUGGUGCUUCACAUGCUAGCCCGCAGGAAUGGUGGGGGGAGCUUUUCCAACUGAUUGCAGCCCCAUCUUAUAAGGGAGAGAAGGCUGACGGGCACCAUUCUCCGCCCCGGGUGGCAUGCAAUAAUACUUUUCUUCCUGAAAAGGCAAACCUCCCUCAGGCCAGGGGCUUGGGCCUUGCUAGAUGGGGCUCAUCUACCCCCUGCAGAGCUCCAGGCAGGGGCCCUAACGUUAGUGGUGCUUUAUUGAAAUUGGCGUCUGGGGUCCUCCUGGGCUCUCCCCGAAACCAACCUGGGCUGCCAGACCAGGCGGCAGAGAGCACCCAAGGACCAGCAGUGCUUGUUUUGGUCAUCUCUGAACUCACUGGCUGUAAGGUUCCUGAUCAGAUCUUUUGGUUCUGCUCCUUUUCUCCAAGUUUGCCCCUUAAAACAUAAAUUCAGCUGCAGAAUAAUUACGGGGAUAGGGAGGUAGAGAGAAAGAGAGAGGAGCCCCUGCCAUCCUGCGCUGCAGUAACCCUUCUGCCCCAUUCCUUUGUGAUUUUGUGUGUUUGGAGGUCAGCAUCUGCUGCCUUCUCCCCCUCCUUCCUUCUAUUUGUGGCUGACAUGGAUUAUUAUAGACUUCCUGUUUUGCUUGAUCAGACUCUGGCUGUGCUACCUUUCUCCUCCCCUCCCCCCCCACACACACAUGUUGAGGGUUCAGAGGGGCAAAAAUAAAGGUGGGCAGUUCUCUGUGAAGAGAGUUUCUCCAGGACCUGAUGAACUCUCGUGUGCAAGGUCUGGCUUAGGAGUCAAAUUUCCUGGAGUAUAUCUUGGUAAUUGUGUGCACUUUACUCUUUGGGGCAAGGGGAUAAAUGACCUUCACCAUGAGUCUGUGAUGCACAAUGUAUAAGGGAUGGCCACUGGGCUCUGGUCAAUCCUCAGUGCACGGACUUGAGGCUGCUUCUCCCUUCUGCUUGCAGAGACUGAUCCCAACAGGGUCCAAAGUUCUUGGUGCUAAUGAGGAUUUCUCUUCCCUACUCCUCCACAACCAGCUUUUGCCUCAGCAGCUUUUCCAUUUGUGCCUCCACAGGGGACAGCAUCUCCCCUCUGCUCCUGUCUUCCCUGUGUCCAUGGUGCUCUCGGAGGCAAUGGAGUAGAUGCUGAGGCAAAACUCAGGAGCAGGUGGGAAUGUUUGUGGAAGAUAGCAGUUCUCCCUCUGCCUUCUCAUUGAUACUCCCCAACGCAAUCUCUUGAGUGGUGAAACAGUUGCAGCAGACAAGGAAGGUCUCUGUUGAAGGCUGUUGGUCUUGGUGCUAAAAUUUGGGGGAGUUAGGGUGGCAGGUAGGUGCCUCUGCUCACUUUCCUUCAAACUGUGAAGGGUGCUGGGGUCUUGCUCAGGGCCGAAUGGGGAAGGGAGAACGGUGGUUACUUCGGAUGGGGCUGUCUGGUAAGAUACGCCCUCCCACCUGUUGCCUCCAUGAUAGGCAGUCUCCUUCACACUCCAUUCUUCCUCUGACCCCCUUGGUCAUUGGUUCAGUGACUGCCUGUCUCUGCUAAAUUCUUCAAUGGGAGGUUUUCCUUACAGGAUUUCCAAGCCUUUCUUCCCAACCCAUUUGCCACAAAGCUAGGGGGAGAGAUUCCCUCUGGGUUUCUUGUAGUCUAGUUUCACUGGUGCUAAAUGGGAAGUAUUUAUCGGAAGAGACUGUAGCUCAAUGAUGUACAUCUUUUCCACGUAGAAGAUCUUAAAAUUCAAACCCGGGCAUUUCCAAGUGGUGCUGGAAAAACUCCUGCCUGAAACCUUGUAGAGAUCCUCUCACUCAGGGUUGACAGUACUAGGUUAAGGGAUCUAUGGUAUAAUUCAGAAUAAAGCAGCUUCCUAUGAGUUUGUCCUUGGCUGAUUUCCAGCCAAAGUAAUCUGAGCCAAAGGGCUGGUUGAAGGAGAGGAGGUUCCAGGUAUCUCCCCAAAUGGUGGGAAGGGGUAUGGGUUUUUUUUCCAAUUGUAUGCUUCAGAGAAGAAUUUAUUUGGGGGGGCAAGGUAUACCUUUAGUAGUUACAUCCUUUUCUCCCCAAAGUCUUCCUUUCAGCAUAUUCGGUUUAGACACGGGGCUGGCCACAUAAUUCCUAAUGUCAGUUCCAGUAGCUGACAGCUUAGCUGGAUCCUCAGUGUAUUCCUGGCACUGCCAGUGGACUUUAGUAGUUCUGAACAGUCCAACCUCUCUUCAAGCAGGGCCACAUUUGUGCCCAUCCAGUUCUGUCCCCAAACUGGAAGUGGCCUCUUGGGAAGCCUUUAUUUGUGUUUGUCUUUCAAACUUUCCGGAUGUAUUUGCCUUGGGCCUGUUUCACUGUCCACCACAGAAUCCAGCUGUUUUCCCUAUGUGGUGGGGAGCAAGAGGGGAGACUGAGUUUACAAACUGAUGUGACUCAGAUCUUUUUAUAAAGAACCUUUUGUCAAGGUUGCACAGCCCUAGACUGAAAAGCAAAGCAACCAGACCCCCUGCCUCCAUUGCCUGAAUUCCUUUGGCAUUUGCAGAGGGACAAGGUAACAACCAAGGUGCUAAACAGUUUUAUUACAGAUCUCUAUUAACUUAAGUCUGCUGUCUGGACAAUGACUGUUUUGUUUUUCUUGUAGUGAAGUUUAAAAGAGCUCUAUUAUUUUACUCUUAUAUAUUAUUAUAAAAAAAAGGCAUUUUAACUUUGUACUUGAAACCUAAAGGAAAAGAUUUCAUGUGUUUUAGCUUAGACAUUGAAGUAGCUGAGACGCUUUACUGUUUGUGAAAAAAACAUGUAUUCAUGCUGAAGAAUAAACUGUGUUGAGAUCCUGGGAAGAGCUCAGCCCUGUUCCCUGCUCUCCAGCCGCCUCCCAUCUGACAUUCCAUGCAGCUCAACCCAGAUGUCCUUCCUUUCCUUUUUCAGUUCCAUUCUCCCAGCCCUUCCGUGUUUUUCUUUCAUUUUUUUGGGAUGAUUUUGGGAUGCCCCAUCCUUUCAGACGCUUUUUUUUUUUUAGGAUUGCUUCUAUAUUUAUUGACAAAUAAAUAAUGUACAUUUCAGAGUAUGGUUCUGCUUUGCCAGGGUUGGGGAGGCCCAUCUCCUCAUCCCUAUGGGCAGGCUGUUGUAUCUCUGUGUAAGUAUUGCUCGUGACAUAGCUGUUUUAUAAACUAAUUAAAAGGUCAAUGGUGCAGCAGAUGUUAGAAAGUCUGUCCGUUCCGCCUCCAUCCCAUCCUUUGCGUUUUUCUUUUGUGCUCAGAACACUCGAAUAAGGAAGGCUCCUUGCUGAUGUACUUGUGCUGGAGAACACUUGAAUAAAUGUUCUGUUUUGUGCAAAAAGAAAAGAAAAAGGA